AUGGAGGUAAAAAAUCCACAAGUAGCCGUACUCUGUAACAACGAGGUUUUUGAAUUACUAAAAAAAACUCAAGAAAAUACAAAACUCAUUGGAGGCAUGAACCAUUCAACAAUUUUAUACGAAGUUAACAAGUAUUUAGAGCAGAGAGCAUGUGCAGAACAAAAUCCAAAUAAAAUAAGGGAAUUCCUUAUCAAAUUAAAACAUAUGCCAAUUAAUCUAUCAAAAAAGGAAAAACUGAUGUUAGUUAACGAUCCACCAGACUCAGUUUUACGAUUAUCUUUGGGUAUCAAAGAUUUCUAUGAUAGGCUUAGCGAACCAGAAACCGAAAUGUUAUUAUUUGCUACAAAACAAUUUUCUGGAGAGUUCGAAAUUAUUACUAAGCAAGAACUAGUAGAAGAAGAAGAAGAAGAAGAAGAAGAAAAUAAUUAA
Messenger RNA from Macrosiphum euphorbiae (potato aphid), 429 nucleotides. The record is from the annotation of a GenBank genome assembly. Lineage: Eukaryota; Metazoa; Arthropoda; Insecta; Hemiptera; Aphididae.